CCCCCUCCAUCCUUUCCUCUCCCCAUCCCAAAGGCUGAUUAGCACACCACUCCCUCUGCACAUCGUUCCGUUUCGCCGACGCACCAGUAUUUUUUUCAAGCUGCGGUCGUCCGUCACAUGCCGAAGGACGCACAAUAUCUCCUAGAAGAGUCUGCGGCUCCGGAAUAGCCUGCUCAUUCUGAGCGCCUCUUUUGCUGAUAGGCCUGUGUUUUCUGUCAUCCGCAACGCUCAGCUGUGAGGGGGUUUGGCAGAGUGACUAACGGAAUGAUUUGUCUGUCCUAUCGGGAGGUUAUAGGCUAGCCCAGUCCACGGCAGUUCCGGGUGACAGUCGGAUGGGAUGACGGAGGAAAUGUAAAAUUUUGAUAUGGAGAGUAUAUUCGUGGAGAAUGCGUCCUUUCAGUGACCAGAAGAUAAUUUAAUGGGUAAGGGGUAGGCAAACGACGUUGAAGUCUAUUUUAGGUAAUUCAUCGCACCGGCUGUUAUCAUCAUCUAGUAGGCUAGCCAAUCAACAGAACUUAGAACAAUGUGUAGGCUAUAUAAAAUACAUGUAUUUUGAAAAUAGUAGGCUAGGAUAGCUUAGACCCCGAGCAUCGUUUAUAGUUGUUGGUAAAGCACCGGCAUCGUGGCUUAUACUGUAGGCUACAACUGAUAUCACUGUUGCUGUCGGUUAAAAUACACUGUUGAGUAAAUCGUGAGCCUCACCAGUCGUGAACAGAAUCUGUUUCCAGAACAGUUUGAAGGGGCUCUAGAAACAAACAGCUAGCCUAUAGCACACAUGGUGCUUAUGUGCCCAAAUAAAUGCGGAUGAUAAACGGAAAUUCACACUUGGAUGGGCAACUGGUGACACACCAUUCUGCGAGGAACAGGUAUACUGUAGCUGGAACCUAACACCAGUAGAUUAUUUUACAAAAAAAUGUUAUUUGUAUAUAUCAUAACAUAGUGCAAGAUUAAAACAAUUGAUUGUUAAUACUAGCAUGUGUUGCAUGCAUUAGAUGUGUUUUUAAGCUAUGUAGUUUAGAUGUGUACAUGGACUAUACUGAAGAGCAAUAUGAGCAGAAAGCAGCAAUAAUAUUAAUGUUAAUGCUAAUGCACACCUAGAGCCAAAGACAUGAAUAUGUCCAUGCUUCCAUUUGUCACUACUAUCACUCACUGUGAAUUUCUUAGUUGCUUAAAAGUCUACUCAGGUCAGACACAUUAUCAAAAGCUACAGACAGAGAUAUAAUAUUCAUAUGUAAGAAAUUUCCAAACCAUCGGCUAUCUUUGAACAUCUUUGUCUUCCACACAUUGCACAAAUUCCAUGAGGCAUUUACAGCUCACGUCUGUAUUACAUGUUUAAACCAUAAACCUAACACACAAGUCUUCCUAAAAUUCAUGUUCUACAUCAUUGCAAUCACUGGUGAAAACUUUGGAGAAGGACACUGAAAACAGCACAAACUUGUAUUUUUUUCUCAAAGCAAGAAGGACGAACUGUGGACUAAAUUGUAAGGAACUGAACUGAGCUGUGGACUAGCUUUAUCUGGGCAGACGCCGGCUAUCACACAAGUGUGUGUUAUUAUAAACAGAUGAACAAAGUCUUUGAAAACAGAGUGGCUGAAGCCCGAGGCUUCCACGCCUGCCCCUCCUUUCCUUUUGUUCCCUGAGCCAUCAGAUACUAGACGACUAGAGGCGUGCAGCACGCGGGACAGCCCGAGCCAAGAUCCAAGACAGGCCGGUGAAAGACCGCGGGGUAGGCCUCGGACUGGAACUAAGAACUGACCUGAUCUUGGUGAUCAGAGUCAUCCCACAGCACAACCCCCCCACCUCCCUCAGACUGGGGAGGAAGAGCCAGAGGAGGAGGAGGAGGAGGAGAAAGAGACACGCCCUUUGAUCACAGACACUUCCCAAGACAGACUCCCCCACACCACCCCACCCCACCCGACCUCCACCCCAACCCCAGCUCCUUGUGUGGUCACACGGGGGUCGAGUCGCGGUCCAGUUGUUUCCUGUUCUCUUCUCUGUUGUGAUUUUCUCCUUCAGCACGUUCUGGAGUUGGGUUGGACCAACCAACACGCUUUCUUCACAGAGAGCCCUCGCCUCGUGGCAGACUACCUGCUCACAUCCACAUCUCCCCCCUGCCAGGGGGUGUGUGAGCACACACAACCGUGUGUGUGUGUGAGAGAGAGAGAGAGUGUGUGAGUCUGUGUGUGUGUGAGAGAGAGAAAGAGACGCCUCUUCAUGAUGAUGUCUGCACUGCGGAUACUGCUAGUCCCUCUCGCUCUCUGCACUUUGCACGGUGAGUACUGACUGACUUGAUUAGCUCUGCUGAGGCAUGCAUGAGCCGAUACUCUCUCUCUCUCUCUCUCUCUCUCUCUCUCUCUCUCUCUCUCUCUCUCUCCAUCUGUUUCUCCAAAACAAAACCCCACUGUCUUGCUGUAACUGUCUGGAGAUAUUAGAACAGGAAGGACUCCAGGAGGUAGAAAGGAGAAAGCCUGAGAUGGUCUCAAUGGAGCUGGGUUGAAUGGAGCAUGUUCAUCUCCUUUGAAGUGUGUGUAUGUGUGUUGGGUGUUGAUUCACUAUAUGCCUCAAAGGAUGGAUCAUGCUAUUUAUCAGGAACAGAGAUAAAUAGUUAGUGUAAUAGAAUUGUGGUCGUGCGCCAGGUUUGCCUCACUGUUACCCUCCAUUCAUGCCGGUGUGUGUGUGUGUGUGUGUGUGUGUGUGUGUGUGUGUGUGUGUGUGUGUGUGUACGUUUAACUAUUGCCCAAUUUCCUAGAUGGCCCACCUUAAAAGCCUUAACCAGAUGCUCUAUUUUUUCUAAGCAUGUCAUGAAGUAAAGCCAUGUGGUGUUGGUAAAGUGGACGUAAUGGGGUAAAGCCACAUGGUGUUGGUAAAAUUGAUGGCACCAUCUGAUGCAAACCGCCACUCACCCAUGAUCCCUACGUCCGCUUGCGUUAUGGUACAAAUAUGCCACUGACAGCUUGUAGUCAGCAUGUGUAAAGGCAACGCCGGCAAAAGUGUGAGAACCAACAACAAACACUGUGUGUGUGUUCACUCAAGCACAAGUAGCAAGAAAUUAAAUAAGUCAUGUAAAAUAAUAAUAAAUCCUAAUAUCGAAAUUAAAAUUAAACUCUGCUUGUUUACAUGUUGAUUUUAUCUAGAAAUUCAAGGUAGGGGAUCCGAGAGUUGAACCCCCCCCCCCUUCUGAAAGCCUGUUUUUGUUGUGCUCAGAAGAGCCUUGGGGGAGUGAGCCAGGCGUUCUUGCUGAUGCAGGUAGAUGACGUAACCGGGUGUCAAGAGGGGUUGAGCUUCAGAUGUGCACGCAUUAGAAGGGCAAGGAUGGCUUGCGUAGGGGAGAAACCUCAAAUGGCCUCCUCAUUAUUCCACCUUAUGAAUACCGGAAUCCAAAGGGACUCCUGAGGGACUAAAGAGGGGUAGUAGAUAUCCACUGCUUUGAUCUACCAGGUCGGGGGGGAAGAAACAGAUGGUCAAACUGGGGAAAAUGGCCAAGUUGGGCGAGAGUGAGAGGAGAGAGCUAAAUCCAUUAUGCAACGUCAGUCAGUUAGUUGUGUAACUCUUUUUUUGGAGGAAAACACUUCUUCCAUGUGGUUAAUGCUUUCAAAAUGAAAAGCAUUUCACUCGAAACAGAGACAGACACGGGAGUCGUUCACCCAGGCCAGAUAAGAGGGAAGAACUGGCUGGGGACAAGGGGACAAACAGACAGACAGACAGAAAACAGACAGACAAACAGACAGACAGAAUGACAAGCAAGUCCCAGGAUGGAUAUGAUCCCAAUCCUCUGUUAGUGGGGUUUAUAUUGCCUAUUUCUCACCUGGCUCCCAUCUAACUAAAUUGUGAGCUGAUGAUGAGGUGAUCACUGGCUAUCCCUGGACAGAGAUUAGCCAAUGGCGACAGGUAACACAUUAAAUGUGAUGGAUGAAGACCUUGAGGAUGUCAGCUGUUACUAUGACGAAUUAGCCAUCGACAGAUGUAAUUGGACAAAUACGUUUUAGGUGAGACAGAGAGGAAUGUUUUAUUUGGCCUUUAAUCAUGCGAGCUUUGAGGCUUUCCCUGUUCCCUGAGAAUCGUAGGCCUACCAUCAUUAAUGGCUUCUGACAAAAAAGCGCACAUUAUGCAGGAUAUUUUCAGUGGGGGCCUGAUAAUCUCUGAGCUCUCAGAUCUCUCCUCUCCUGUCCGCUCCGCUCCUCCCCCCACCAAGGUCAAGCGGCCGGCAGCCAUUCGCACGCAUGUUUGCUGCUGUGAUUGGGGAGGUGUGUUGCAAACAAAAGGGGCCCUGACAGAUGGGAUGUAUGUGGGCUAAUGCUAAUGCUCAUGCAGCCCUGGGCCGAGGAGGACGAUGCUGAACCUAGAGUAGAGAUGGAGAGAGUCACAUCUCUCACAUUUCAAAACCUGAUUUAGAAAAACUCAUUCAUGCAUCUAUCUCAAGCAGGGUUGACCACUGCAAUGGGCUUUUCAGCAGGGUUGAUCACUGCAAUGGGCUUUUCAGCAGGGUUGAUCACUGCAAUGGGCUUUUCCUAAAAAGACUAUCAAACAGCUUCAGGACAGGUGAUACAAAAUCCAGCAGCUAGAUUUAUAAAAACUACCUGAACUGACCACAUUACUUCAAUACAUAAGUAAGACCAAAUUGUUCUCAGAUGCUUUCUGCUAACUGAUCAAACGCACCUCCUUUUAAUCAUAUGCACCCUAUAUUUUAUGACAAUUUUAAUUAUUUUAUUUUAUGUACUUUACUUUUUUCUUUUCUUUACUAUUAUUUACUAUUUUGUCCUUUUUAUGAAGGGCACACUGAACUGCCUCUGAGUAAACUUGCCUUGCCUUGGCUUCAUCAGAGACUCAGUACACAUUGUGUGUGUGUGUGUGUGUGUGUGUGUGGGGGGGAGGGGGGGUGUGGAGGGAGCUGGUAUCUGUGCGUCAUCAGAAGGCCCUCCACAGGGCUCAUGUUCUGGGUGUCUCACACACGAGCCCUCAGUAAGUGAGCAUUGCGUGUGUGUGUGUGUGUGUGUGUGUGUGUGUGGGUGAGUGAGCACUGCGUGGAAAACUGCAUCACCUCAAGGGCUCCUGUUCUGCUCCCCUCUCUGCACUCAAAUGAGUAUGUGUGAGCAAAGACACACGCACACACACAGACACACACACACACACACAUAGUCACUGUCAAACACACAUGCUGAUAAUGUGUUACUCCUCCCAUCUCUGUCAUGCAUAGUGUAAAAUGCUUACUCUCUCACACAUAAUGUACAUAAUGUAUACAUACAUAACAAACACAUGUUGGUCAAAUGUACCCAUCUGCAGGCAUGUUUAGUACUGUGUGUGUGUGUGUGUGUGUGUGUGUGUGUGUGGUGUGCAAUCAAGUAAGAGGAUAUACUGUAUGGCAGUGCUUUAUGUAGCUGACAGGUCGUGCUGGUCAGCAUAUCUGAGGCAGCCAUGUGGCUAGAGAGAAAGGCUGGGGGUGGUGGUGGUGUGUGUGUGUGUGUGUGUGUGGGGGCAGGCUGUGGGAGGAUGGUAAUGGAAAAGAACCUGACAGAGAGGCAGUGAGAUGAAGACUAGAAAGUGGAAGAUGGAGAGAGAGUGUGUGAGAGAGAGAGAGAGUGUGUGAGAGAGAGAGUGUGAUUCCAUUAUGGUUUUGCAUAGACAGAAAGUCUCAGCAGUUCAUAUCGGAGACGGAGAAUAGAGUGCUUAAGGAGCCAAGGGGCCGUGAGAGGCGGUCUGCCUGAGCAGGCGGUCAUACUCAUCUGACCUGGAGAGCAAUGAGCUGCAAAAUGAGAAGCUUUCGGAGAGCAAGGCAAGUCUACAUUAGAGGGCCGCAGCAGACAGAGCUGUGCCUUUGGGUCAGUUUUAACUGUACAACUGGUGGGAUUACUGGUCUUUACUGCUGCUCGUGUGGAAAAGGUUAAGGAUGCUUUCAUCCAAAACAACUUACAAAUAUAAAUUCAGAGCUUUUGUUUCAUACAUGAAGGGAGAAGAAGGGUGCGUGGAAAUGAUAAUGUGUCUCCGUUCUUCGAGACCCAGACAGGAAAAGUGUUCAUUAAUCAUUUAAGAGUAGGGCGGGUGAAGAGAGAGAGAGAGAGAAGAGUGCAUAAGAGAGGGAGGAGGUGAGAGAGAAGGCUUGUAGACAGGCAGAUCCAAUAAGAGCAAGGGAACUGAGCUAGUGGAUAUUUUUUUUUCUUUCUUUUGUUCUGUUGAACGUCUCGCUGCAGUCCUCACUCUGCUACUGCGACGCAGUUUGAAUUGUAUUCUCGUAUCCCCAUUGCGUGUAACCACUGGACGUCUGAGGACUGCGGUGUCUGCUCUAGGCUAAUUGGGAUUGUGUUUUUUGAAGAGACACAGAUUGAUGGAAUGAGGAGACAGCCAGUUAAAUCAGUAGCAUAACUUGUAGAUCCCUCCCACCUGAUGAAAUAUUCAGUAGCUGUGGACAGAGGGGCUUGUGCGGAGAUGAAGGAGAGGAACAGGGAUAAAGGGCAUGCUGAACACUCCCCACUCCAUCUUCUCUCCAAUUCCUCUCAUUUGUAUCUCUCUCAUACUCAGAGAGCAUAAUUCCCCAGCCACUUGACCUACCACCAGUAAUCAGCCUGAUCUUUAGUGUUCGCUACUCCCUGAGGCGGUGUCCUAUCUGUCUCUAGAUCAGUGUGUGUGCGUGUGUGUGUGUGUGUGUGUGUGUGUGUGUGUGUGUGUGUGUGUGUGUGUGUGUGUGUGUGUCUGGCCUUGCUGAAGAUGGGGACGUGUCAGUGUUGAUCUCAAGCAGCAGAGAAAGUGAACACACUAUGUGCUUGCAUGGAAAAUAACUCCCGUGAGCCCUGAGUCCCAGGAAUGUCACGGAGGCGACACAUUUUCCCUGGAUACCGGUCUCUAUACAUCUCUGACACGAUUAGCAAACGUUGCCAUGGGAACCCUACAGCGGCUCUUGUUGUUUUACUGUGUUUGUUUGUUUCAUUUCUCCUUGUGAUGGUCUUGCCCCGUCUUGCCCCUCGUUGGUACAGCUAAUGAUUCUCUGAGAAAAUGUAGUAAUCCUCAUAAACUCCCAGCAGCCUAGCCUGCGGGAGCAGCAGAUUAUUUAUUGAAGCUCUUUUUUCAGGCAGGCAAGCAGGCAGAACUCCCAGGGGCCAUUUUUUGGUGCUCAAGCCCCAACGGAGGCAUAAACCAAUGGCGUGGAUUAAAGGUUCUCCCUGACUCAUAAUCCGGUGUUUUCAGGGCAGAUGUGUUGCGUAACGUAAUCUGUGCGCGAGCAAGCGCUCGCAUUAGAGAAUGACUUUGAUAUUGCGGGUGACUGAUGGCCCUGAAGGUCGAGAAGGAGCCCAUGAUGGCCCCAGGGCACCCUUUGGGAGAGAUGCUGCCUUGCUUGUCUGAUGCCGUUAGUCUCAUGAUACGAUACGUCCACAUGAUAUGUCUCUCUCUGUCUGUCCAUCUUUCUCUCACGCUGUCUUUUCACAUGCCUGCAUUUAACCUGUAGCUCUCCCAUCUAAACUGUUUCCCCACCUCCCUCAGUGUCUGUGCUGUACAGUGUUCUCUCUAUCUCUGUCUCUCUAUGUCUGUAUCUCUGUCUGUGUCUAUGUCUGUCGGGCAUCUGUGUCUCUGUGGUCUGUUGUGGUGUACUUUACUAUACUGUAUGUGUAUUAACUGUGUUGUCUUCCAUGUGUAUGUCUGUCAUGUGAUUUGUGUCUUCUGUGCAGCAUGCUCCUUUUGCUGCUCUCAUGCCCUUUGUCUCCCUCUUCUUCCUGCUUUAUGAGAGUGGCAUAUGUAGCAACUGUGAUAGUUAUGUUGAUAACCCCCCCACACACACACACACACACACACUGCUCUCCCUCCCCUCCCUUGAGUUUCCCUAAAUGCUACCACAACAAUGGCUGUGUGACUGUUGCUCGGAACUGUGUUAAUUCUUCCUCUCUUUCUCCCUGCUUUCUCUCUGUUCUUCUCCUUCUCUUCCUCCCUGCUACAGAAGUGUUUCCGCGUUCCCAUAUCCCGCUUACCUAACCCCCCAACCCCAAGAGCCCUUUCUUUCUUCCAGCUGUGAAAAAACAAACUCAGUGAUUUUUUUCCCAGAAUGUUCUGAAGAGAAAAAAAGAGCAAUAUCAAAUCAGUUCCUAGAGAUGCUGUCCGUAACCCAGUUCAGCAGAAAGAGAAGGCGACGAUGGUGUCAGCAAAAAGAUUGUGUAUCAGUAUUGUGUAGUGGCGAGUGCCUCAGUUGGACUCGUACAAAAGAUCUGCAGCAGAGAGUCAUAGUUGGAAGUAACCCCGGAUCACAGAUUGAUCUCGAGCAAGAGGACCUUUUGUGUAGUGUUACUGUUAAACAUGUACAUUUACAGCGGUGCAGAUGCUUCAGUCAAAGCUACAGAGUGCGGUGUGAGAGGCACUUGGAAGCACAGCUUGUCUUAGUCAUGCGGCGUGCGUGGAGGUGGACUCGGACACGGAGGCGGUGGCAGGUGAGGGGUUCAAGAUGGGCUGCAUCUCCUGCAAGCUGAGGGGGGAGGUGGAGGCCACCGCCACAGUGGACUGGUACUUCAUGGCCGAGGGAGAGAGAGAAUUCUCCCAUAUCUUCAGAUAUGACCCUGAAGACGCCCCAAAGCUAGACGAACUCGACAUCCGUGACGAGCGUUUCUACGGCCGUCUGGACUGGAAUGGCAGCAAGAACACACUGGACGUGCAGGACGGCUCCAUCUACAUCCUCAACGUCACCUUCAAUGACACAGGCACCUACCGCUGUCACUUUGACCGCCAUCUCACCUUCACCAACUAUGACUACCACACCAACACCACCAAGUUCGUCGUCAUCAAUGUGGUGCCCAAAGCCACUCGAGGCUUGGCCUCCAUCUUGUCGGAGGUAAUGAUGUACGUAUCGAUCAUUGGGCUCCAGUUAUGGCUGGUGGUUGAGAUGGUGUACUGUUACCGGAAGAUAGCGGCCGCAGGGGAGGAGGCCUUGAGAGAGAGCGCGGCGGAGUACUUAGCCAUAGCCUCGGGGGGUAAAGAUAACUGUGCAGGUGUUCAGGAGUCAGAAUAACACAGGUCUGCGUGUGUUCAUCUCAAGACAAAGAUCUCCACCAGGCCGAACGUCCCCAAACACCAGGCGUCCCCGCUGUCCUGUACGCAGCUUUGAGCCAGGGCUUGUAAUUGACUCCAUUCACGUCUGCACAGCAUCCACUCAGACAGAACAGAAGACCGAUCCAAUACGUCACUAACACCUCUGGACCUCAUAGUACCUUUAAUGCUUUGUCCCUCACAUUAGAUGUGUCAGAACGAUGUAGCUCAGUUUUCACUCGUAGAUGAGGAACUAACAAUGUAAUACAUGGUGAGAAAUUGGAUAGCAAUGGAUUGCUGAAGUCGGGCAUGUUAGCUAAAGAGAAACGGCACACUUACUGUAUGUCUAUUUGAAAGACAAUAAUCAAAAUGGCAAAUGUUAUGAAGUUGUAAAUAUGCACUGUUGUAUGCUAUCACUUGUUGACACACUAGUUAGACUGAUUUCAAAUGUCUCUCUACUGACUUAACUAGUGAUCUGCUUUAUGAAGAUCAGUGACUGAAAUUACACUACUCACAAAAAGUCAGGGAUAUUCGGCUUUUAGGUGAAAUUUCAGGAUGAAUUUAAAAUUCACUAUAACCUUUACAGGUGAACUUAAAGGUGCUCUAAGCGAUGCCUGCAAACUGCAAACAUCACCUAACCAACCACUAGCUGUCUGUGUCCUGAAUACCCUGUAAAAAAACGCAAUCUCUGUGGACAGCCCAGGCUCCAAAAACGG
This is a messenger RNA of Alosa alosa (allis shad), 9713 nucleotides long. It is a transcript of the gene scn1ba, whose product is annotated as sodium channel, voltage-gated, type I, beta a. The record is from RefSeq and is a predicted model, not a curated record. Lineage: Eukaryota; Metazoa; Chordata; Actinopteri; Clupeiformes; Clupeidae. Gene Ontology annotation, cellular component: voltage-gated sodium channel complex. Bases 8420 to 8980 code for a protein of 186 amino acids. Gene Ontology annotation, molecular function: sodium channel regulator activity. The transcript is spliced from 6 exons. Gene Ontology annotation, biological process: cardiac muscle cell action potential involved in contraction; regulation of heart rate by cardiac conduction; sodium ion transport.